GGGACCAGUCGCGCGCGACCCCACGAAUGUGAAGCGGUUGUGGCACGUCGCGAAGAUGUACGUCCACGGACCCAUUUUUCCGCCAGGCGCACGUCGCGAAGAUGUCCAUCCACUAUUUUUGUCGCGCCACCCGGGGAAUGCGAAUCGGUCGAAGAUGCACCGGCACUUUUGUGAGUGGGAGGGGGAGGAGGAGGAGGAGGACUGGGAGGAGCGGGAGAAGGAGCGGGAGGAGGAGUGGGAGAAGGAGCGGGGAAGGAGCUAUGGAGGAGCGGAAGGGGGGGAGGAGCAGAAGAAGCAGCGGGAGAAGGAGCAGGAGCAGUGGGAGGAGCAGCAAGAGGGGGAGCGGGAGGAGAGGGAGGAGAGGGAGAAGGAGAGGGACGAGGAGAGGGACGAGGAGCGGGAGAAGGAGCGGGAGCGGGGCUAUGGCGGGAUCUUUGUCAUGUUGUUUGGCGGAGGAGGAGCGGCAGGAGGAGUGGGAGGAGCGGGAGAAGGGACGGGAGCAGGAGUGGGAGAAGGAGCGGGAGGAGUGCAAGGGGAAACGGGAAGGGGUGGAGGAGGUGCGGGUGGAGGAGAGGGAGGGGUGGGAGGAGGAGCGGCAGGGAAAACGGGGAGGCGGUUAGGAGCGGGACGAGCGCAAGGGGAAAUGGGAACGGGCGGAGGAAGCGUCGGAGGAGGAGCGGGAGAAGGAACGUAAGAGUUCAAAGGGGAAGGGGGGGAGGGAAGGUGGACAUUGAUUGAUUGAUUGAUUGAUUGAUUGAUUGAUUGAUUGAUCGAUCCAAAAAAAAAAAAAAAGAUCGCCCCGUUCUCCUUUUUUGUUUUUGUUUUUCAAUCAAUCAAAUCAACCACG
Molecule: messenger RNA, 847 nt
Organism: Chara braunii
Lineage: Eukaryota; Viridiplantae; Streptophyta; Charophyceae; Charales; Characeae
Source: the annotation of a GenBank genome assembly